Molecule: messenger RNA, 2052 nt
Organism: Linepithema humile (Argentine ant)
Lineage: Eukaryota; Metazoa; Arthropoda; Insecta; Hymenoptera; Formicidae
Product: short-chain dehydrogenase/reductase family 16C member 6-like
Cellular component (GO): lipid droplet
Molecular function (GO): oxidoreductase activity, acting on the CH-OH group of donors, NAD or NADP as acceptor
Source: RefSeq, a predicted model, not a curated record
AUAUAAGUUUCGAGUUUUAAGUUGGCUAUUUUGAAAAGUUACCAGUCAGUUAAAGUUAACCGACGUUGGAAAAAGUGGCUCUGAUAGUAUCUGGUUAUCCUUCAACAACGUAAUUUUUUAUUUAGGACGAAUAUAAGGAAAGUGAAAAUGCGAAUAUCUUGAUAGAAGUACGUAGUCUCAAACGAAGCGAGUGUUGGACGCUAUAAAACGGCGUGUCGUAUAACAUUCAAUAAAAGAUAUUAAAAAUCAUUAUAAUAUCAUAUUUAGUGAAAAAUAACAAAACAUCAAAUAUCAUCAACACGUAUAACGCAAAAUAGGAAUUUCUAUUACGUUCACAACUUGUAAUUUGAAACAGUGAAUCGUCGAACUUUUGUUCUUGUCAGAGCAGAUCGAAACAAGAAUUGAUAUAUCAUAAUAGAAAAGUGUGAAUCAUAAUUAAAUAAAUAUGGUGCUAUAUGAUAGCAUGCUUCUUUUAGCAGAAAUAUUCGCGCUUUUUUUCAAAAUUCCCUAUUACAUUUGCAAGGGUGUAUAUAAAUUAUUUGCUCCUGUGAAGAGAAAAAGUGUGGCUGAUGAAAUUGUUUUGGUAACAGGCGCGGGUCACGGCAUAGGAAAAGAACUAGCAAUCGGUUAUGCCUUGUUGGGAGCCACGGUAAUAUGUUGGGACAUUAAUGAAGAAACCAAUGAACAGACAAAAAACGAGAUCAAAGAAAUGGGAAAAGACUCCGUAUAUGCAUAUCGAUGCGAUAUAACAGACAGAGAAGAAGUCUCUAGGGUAGCCGAAAAAGUGAAAAAAGAAGUGGGCGACAUCACUAUUCUAAUCAAUAAUGCAGGCGUAGCAACGGUAAAAACAUGUUUAAACCAUAGCAAUGAUGAAAUUACGAGAAUCAUAAAUGUAAAUUUUAUCGCGCAUUAUUGGACAUUGCGUGCAUUCUUACCAAGUAUGAUUGAAAAGAACCAUGGUCACAUCGUCGCAGUCUCAUCACUAUUAGCACUUGUAACAUCAAUGUAUACGACAGUUUACUCUCCUACAAAAUCCGCAGUCAGAAUACUUAUGAACAGCCUCAGUGAAGAGUUGCGUUUGUCUAGUAAAGGAAAAUCUUUGAUUAAAUUCACUACCAUUUUCCCAGCUCUAGUGUUUAAUGCAUUGCCGUUCAAGCCAAUAAUGAGAUUUCCGAGUUUAAUACCUUCACUAUCACCAAAACAAGCUGCUUCAUUAAUAAUCGAUGCGCAAAGACAAAAUUGCAGGGAAAAGAGUCUACCUUCUCAUUUCCUACUAUUAUUGACGCUAAUGGGAUAUCUUCCCAACAAGGUACAACAACGCUUAAAAGAUUUCGUUGGUAUGAGUGCCGAACCAGAUGAUUAAAAAAUACAAAAGUUAGAUCUUGCUAUAUAAUUUUGCUAUUACAUUAGAAAUAUAAAAAAAUAUAUGCGUUUCUUGAUGCUUAUGUAAUUUUAUAACAUAGUCAGUAACGAAAGUAACGAAACCUACGACGUGUAGGCAAUAAAUUUGUAUGCAAACGAAGCUUUCUCGGAUUCUCAGUAAUGCAUAUACUUAUAAUUUGAACUUGGCCGGAGACACUACCGCGUCUCCUGAUACUCACGAAUGCAUAUACUUAUAAUAAUAUAGACAUAAAUUCUUGAAUAGGGAAUACAUAGACUUUAUAUAGACUUUAUACAUAGACUUUAUAUUCUGAAAAUAAUAAAAGUACUUUGAAUGUCUUAUAAAUUAUAAUUUUUUUGACAUUACAUUUUUAUUUCUCUCUGUGAUGCCCUCUUCUUUCGUUCAUAAUAUGUGAAACAAUCUUAACAUUAAUGUAAGUAAUGCUACGUUACGUAACUUACGUUACGUAAACCCACAAAUAUAUUGCACCAUCUUUUAUAUAAAAAAUUACAUAAUUUUACAUAUAAUUAUAUAAAAUUACAUAAUACGUUCUUACAUUUUCUUAUUUUAUUUGUCUAAAGAAAUAGCACAAGUUAUUCUUGCAUUUUAUGAAUUUUAAUGAACGAGGACUGAUUUUAGACAGAUAAAAACUGUACUUUUUUUUACGUAAA